UCCUGGGUCUCCUGUAGGGCCGCCGGCCCCGCUCCGCACUGUGAAGUGGAAGGCUCAGGGUUGUAAUUCUUGAGGUCAUCUGCACCUUCUGACUGGGAAAAGAUGGUCAACGUCUUGAAAGGAGUGCUUAUAGAAUGUGAUCCCGCCAUGAAGCAGUUUCUGCUAUACUUGGAUGAGUCCAAUGCCCUGGGGAAGAAGUUCAUCAUUCAAGACAUUGAUGACACGCACGUCUUUGUAAUAGCAGAGUUGGUUAAUGUCCUGCAGGAGCGAGUGGGUGAAUUAAUGGACCAAAAUGCUUUUUCUCUUACCCAGAAGUGAAAAUAUUCAAUGCUGACCACUUAAGGAGUUAUAAGCAGCAAAUGUGAAGGAUGCACCGCUCAGUAUCUCAUGUAACUGUUUGAUCUUAGAGGAUCACUUAGGAGCUUACUGCAGGAGACAGGGAUCAUUUGUUCAGAAAAAGACCCUGAACUGAUUGCGUUGUACCAUAGAAUUAAAAAAUAAAAUCUUCAACAGUUGGCUGUAA
Molecule: messenger RNA, 523 nt
Organism: Carlito syrichta (Philippine tarsier)
Lineage: Eukaryota; Metazoa; Chordata; Mammalia; Primates; Tarsiidae
Gene: GTF2H5
Product: general transcription factor IIH subunit 5
Exons: 3
Coding region: 103-318 (71 amino acids)
Biological process (GO): nucleotide-excision repair; transcription by RNA polymerase II; nucleotide-excision repair, preincision complex assembly
Cellular component (GO): transcription factor TFIIH core complex; transcription factor TFIIH holo complex
Source: RefSeq, a predicted model, not a curated record